AUUGCAGUGAAUAGAAGACGUGGAAAAUAAAUCCGCUGAACCAAAUUUAUUGAAGUGAAAUACGACAUGGCGACGUCGGUAGACAAACCGUCUGGAACGCGGGAGCAGAAAAAGAAAUCUAAAAACUUGGCUCGUGAACUUGCGAAUGAGAAGUCAAGGAACUUGGAGUUAAUGGAAGCAUUGAAUCGGAGUCAGAGAGAAAUUGCAGAGCUUCAAGCAAGUAAGCAGAAUAAAGCAAAAGGAUCGGGUGAAGUUGAGGAUCCUGAAAUCGAUUUCAACGCAGAGAAUGGCCUUAGCAGCACGAGACAAGUAGCUGGGCCCAGUUUCGAGGAAUCAAGAUUCUUGUCAUCGAUGAAUCAGCUUUCGGUCGCAUCUAUCAACGUCCCGGAAUGUAAAGCGACGGAUGACGACGGAAUUCACCGUUUUACGUACGACCAGUGGAAGGAUUUGCUGAUCGAUUCCUUGAAAUUAGCCGGAAUAGAAGAUGAGGUGACAAAAUUCACGGUGUUCAAAGUUAAAGCAGGGCCUCAACUACUCGAAAUAUUCAGAAACACGAAAUCACACGACAGUUCCCCAGAUCCAGUCAAGAGACCGUUUUCGAACGCAAUGCAGCGAUUGCAAAGUUACUUCGGCUCCGGAUCAGACGUGAUGCUAAUGCGACGUAAGUUGGCCAUGAUGAUUCAGAAACCGGAUGAAACGGAUCUGAAUUUUCUUACACGUGUUGGCUCAACUGCUCGGCUUUGCGAAUUCGAAGGCGAAAAGGAAUUUGAACAGAUUAUCGCUACAGUGGCAGAACACGCCAGAAACAGGGACGUUCGCACCACGGCACUCAAAAUGCUGAGCCGCAAGGGCACAUUCAUCGACUUGGUGGAUAAAGUGCGUGAAAUCGAGAGUAUUCGACUCAACGAAGAGUAUGUCAUGCGAAGAUAUGGAAAUGUUGAACAAGCAAUGGUUGCACCCGUUCGAUCCUUCUCCAAUUGGGAUAUCGCUCACCAACAGAGCUACCCAACACGCGGAGGCGGAUAUAUGAGUGGAAGUUAUCGAGGCGCACCUUUUCAAUCAAGACAAGCGUACAGAGGUGGAUACACACAGAACCAAAUAAACAGGGGACGACGUCAGCAUUCUCGCUUUGGCAGAGGCGGUGCUUCACAACCUAGCUCAUCAGAUGGAAACUGUUGGCGCUGCGGUGGAGUUUAUCACUCCCCGAACGACUGUAGGGUGAGAGAUAAGAUAUGCAACAGAUGUGGCCAAAGUGGCCAUAUCCAGCGAGUUUGUUUUAAUUCAGGCAAACGAGCAGGCGGAGGAUCUGUAGAUAAACCACCGAAUAAGAUUGCUGCAAUCGAAAUGCAAGAACAGCAUGAAGUGGCACCGGAAGCUUGCAACGAGGUGGAAAUAAAAUCAGAUUUGGUUAAUACCGUUAAGUUACCUACGAUUGAAGAGAAAACCCGAAAAUGUAGUCUACAACUCGAUCGACUUGAACCAGAAGCUAAAAUGAUUGACGAAUCAGAGUAUCUAGCCAAGAGUCUACAAACCAUCGCUAAGUGCGAAUUAACUUCCGGUCUCGAAAAUAAAAGUAUUAACCUCGUUGGCCAACCAGAGUCCAAGAAUAACAUGAUAAAUAUUCAUCACGUUUCUACUACCGAGAAUGUUGUUCACAAAUCAAUUCCGGACCCGCCAGAUACGAAUAACGGUGAGCUAGAAGAAUUCGGCGAUGGAGUUAUAAUGGCUAUCGUGGCUGGACUCAGAUGGCCAUUCCUAAUAGAUUCAGGUGCUCAGGUUAAUACUUUUACAUUGAAUGCCUUUAACCAGAUUAUGUCGGAUGCACGGUACAGUAGCGAGCUGUACAACGUGAGUUAUACGACCGAUCGCUCACUAAAAGCCUGUGAAGAUAUACUACGAUCAGUCGAAACCACCGUGCCGGAAUGUGUUUUUGAAUAUUCCAUUGGCUAUAAAAAGUUUGGUUGA
Armigeres subalbatus is the source of this 1965-nucleotide messenger RNA. RefSeq lists its product as uncharacterized. NCBI's taxonomy places the organism in Eukaryota, Metazoa, Arthropoda, Insecta, Diptera, Culicidae. The record is from RefSeq and is a predicted model, not a curated record. Gene Ontology annotation, biological process: proteolysis. Gene Ontology annotation, molecular function: zinc ion binding; nucleic acid binding; aspartic-type endopeptidase activity. The coding region runs from base 67 to 1965 and encodes 632 amino acids. The transcript has 6 exons.